Messenger RNA from Pseudomassariella vexata, 826 nucleotides. RefSeq lists its product as uncharacterized. The record is from RefSeq and is a predicted model, not a curated record. Lineage: Eukaryota; Fungi; Ascomycota; Sordariomycetes; Amphisphaeriales; Pseudomassariaceae. The transcript is spliced from 2 exons. The coding region runs from base 148 to 675 and encodes 175 amino acids.
CCAACAGUUUCGAACAGCCUAAGUAAGUUUCUCUACGUGCACAACAUGAAACGAAUAAAUUUGCUAGCCAGUUCCACUUUCAUUGCAAUGAAAAUAACUGCUCCGAACCAGAUUGUUGUGUAAUGCAACAUCCGUCAGUAGUUUGAAAUGAUUCCGCAGUGUCAAUUCUCACCCGCCAGCCAACCAGCUUUGUAUUAUACGAACCGAUCAUCCAAACCGAAAAAUUUGGUCAUUGACGCUGUGUGUCAAGUAAUUUUUGCUAUUUCUCAUCUCACACCUUUCCAUGCUUCCCUACGAUUUCAUUUCUGCCUUGUGCUAGUUCACCAACUCCUUGACCCGUCUGAUUCAACGCCCCUCCAAGCCCCUCCGUCGUCUUGCCCACGGCGCCACCAACUCCGCCAAGCAAACCGCCCUGGCCGCCUGCUUUCUCGCCGCCUGUUAGGACAUUGUCGAGGCCGCCUGUCAGACCACCUAGAAGACCGCCGCCUUGCCCGCCUGAGGAGCUGCCUUGUUGCUGUUGCACCCUGGCGAUAUCGUCGGGGUGUUUGUUUUCGAGAGGCAUGGUGGUGGUUGUGUGCGUGUUUAAGUGGAUGUGUAGAGGUAGAUGGUUGCGAGGGCGGAAUUGUUUGUUAUGGUGUUUGUUAUGGUAGAUGUGAUGAGGUCUUGUUUGAAUAAAGAUCGUAGUCGUUGGCCCCGUCUGGUCGAACAGUUAACCAUUUUAUAAGCACUCGAGAGUGUCAGCUUGCAGGAUGUCGGUCCUGGUUUGGGGGCGGGCAAGGCAGUGGUUGUUGGCUGAGCCUCUGACGUCAGGCGGUCCAAAUGUCCG